Messenger RNA from Astyanax mexicanus (Mexican tetra), 1104 nucleotides. RefSeq lists its product as uncharacterized. The record is from RefSeq and is a predicted model, not a curated record. NCBI's taxonomy places the organism in Eukaryota, Metazoa, Chordata, Actinopteri, Characiformes, Acestrorhamphidae. The transcript is spliced from 2 exons. The coding region runs from base 466 to 1104 and encodes 212 amino acids.
AGCCAAAUCAGGGACAAAAGUUUUGUCAAUUUGAAAAAAAAAAUUGAAACUGAAAGUUUAAGUAUUAAGCUUGAACUUUGAAAAAUACAAAAAUAUAUUUGAAAUAAAUAUAAGUGUAUUAAAUAAUUUUUCAGCUUGUAUAUAAUUUUGAUUCAAUUCGAAAAUAGUUUUAAACAAUUUUUGUUUUUUUAAUUUUCACUUUUUUUUGUGUAUUUUGAUAUUUGAGAUCUUAUAUUUUUCAGGUGCAAUUUUUUUUUACAGUUUCGAUUUUUUUUUUUUCAGGGUUCAAAUCUUUUUUUUUACUUUCAGAUCUCAGUUUUCAGGUUUCAGACUUUUGGCCCUGAUUUUGCGUGUGGGCGUGGUAUCAUAGGAAAGGGGCGUGGUAUACGGUUGAGGACCUACUCCGGAGGACCCUGUCAAUGUGCCUGCGUGGAUUAUAUAUGUCUGUACGUUCUCCCUCGCGCGAUGGCGUCCGCUCCUCCUGGACAGCCUGCUGGCUCCAGCACACAGGAACAACUGAAAAGGGAUUUUCUUCAGAGACUACUGACUAAAGUUUCUCAGGCCACACAAAGACUGCCCCUAGAUGUUGACUAUUUGCAGUUUGUAGUGAACCAGGAGAUGAUUAUUUUUAGAUCAUUGUCGAGCCAGAUGGAGAUGCCACAGGAUGUUAUCAGUGCUUUGACUGAGCUGUCGGCACUUGUUAACGAAGAGGAAAGGGAUUAUCCAACACCCAGUCACGUAUCAGUGUUUCAAGGGGAGAUGGGCCGUCCUAAAUAUCUUGUAUCUGCUGAACAACUAAAAGGCCUCUUAGAACUACAGCUACCAGUGUCACGCAUUGCAAAACAUCUGGGUGUAUCUGAGAGGACCGUGAAAAGACGCAUGCGUGAGCAGGACCUUUCUAUAAAGCAGCGGUAUAGUAACCUAACUGAUGAACAGCUGGACAGUUUGGUGAGGUCGGUGAAGGCCAGGACACCACAUGUAGGAUACCGAAUGAUGAAGGGAAUUCUGCAGGCCAUGGGCCACCGUGUACAAUGGAACAGAGUGUCUUCCUCUAUGCAUCGUGUGGACUCUGUUGGUGUACUCUCAAGAAUGACUAGGAUGUAG